Molecule: messenger RNA, 3690 nt
Organism: Dictyostelium discoideum AX4
Lineage: Eukaryota; Evosea; Eumycetozoa; Dictyosteliales; Dictyosteliaceae
Product: phosphatidylinositol 3-kinase
Exons: 2
Coding region: 1-3690 (1229 amino acids)
Biological process (GO): phosphatidylinositol phosphate biosynthetic process
Molecular function (GO): metal ion binding; transferase activity; kinase activity
Source: RefSeq, a predicted model, not a curated record
AUGUUAAAUAAUAGAAAUAAUAAUAUUAAUAGUAAUAAUGGUAACAGUAAUAAUGGGGAUAAUCUAAUCAAUAGUUUACCAGCUGGAUUUAAACUUUAUAUACAAUUACUUGCAGAAACAAAACCAAUACCAACUGCUUUUAUUAAAUAUUGUUUAUUAUUCCAAAAUGAAAUUGAAGCACAUUUAAAAAUAAAUAAAAAUGCAAGAUACCUUGUCAUUAAACCACCAAAAGAAAUACAUGUGACACAUGAAGAUAUAGAUUUGGUUAUUAAAUUCUUUGAUAGUUUACAUUCAUGUUGUAACGAACAAAUUCAACAACAACAAGAACAAGAACAACAACUACAACAACAACUACUACAGCAACAACAACAACAACAACAACAACAACAACAACAACAACAACAACAACAACAACAACAACAACAGCAGCAACAACAACAACAACAGCAACAACAACAACAGCCACAACAACAACAACAAGAACAGCAACAAGAACAGCAACAAGAACAACAAGAGCACGAACAACAACAACAACAACAACAACAACAACAACAACAACAACAACAACAACAACAACAACAACAACAACAACAACAACAACAACAACAACAACAACAACAACAACAACAACAACAGGAACAACAACAACAACAACAAAAUUCACCAACAUCACAAAAUAAUCAACAACAAAGAGUUAAUAAACAAAAUAUACCAGCAUUAGAGAUAAUAUAUUCAAGUUUAACAUUUGGAUGGUAUAAAAGUUUUAAAUUAUCAAAAAUGAAUAGAUGUAAAUUAAUGAUGGGAGCUGAACAAUAUCUAUCAUUGAAAGGUCGUGGUGUUGAAUUAUCUAGAUUGGUAGCAAUUGCAAACUAUUUCAAUGUUAUUGAUGGCUAUUUGUUGAAAGCAUUUAGAAAGAAUUUAGAAAGAAAAUUAGAAUCAUUAAAAAGUGUAUCAGAGGCAUUGAAUUAUUUUGGAGAACCAGGUGAAGAGUUUUCUUUAUCUGAAAAGAAUCAAAUUCAAAGGGAAAAUGCAUUCUCAGAAUUUAGUUCAUUCAAUAAAGUCAAUACAAAUUUCAUGUAUAAUUCAAUGGUUGAUAGAUUUGUAACACCACAUAAAUUAGAAGGUUUAGUGAAUAAUGGCAUUAAUAAUAGUAUAGGUGGUGGUGUUGGUGGUGUUGGUGGUGUUGGUGGUGUUGGCGGUGUUGGUGGUGUUGGUAAUAAUGAUGCCAAUGAAGAUAAAUUCCCACCUGAUAUCGUCCAAUUAUUAGAUCCAAGAAAAUUAAAUUUAUCCUUACCAUCAUCACAAAAUUGUUAUCGUUGUAAUGAUAAACUAUAUUAUAAUCAUAGACAUCAUUGUAGAGAAUGUGGUAUGAUGUUUUGUUCAACAUGUGCAUCAUAUUUUGUUGAGCAAGAUUAUUUAUCAACAGGUCAAAUCUAUUAUGGUGUAAAGGAUUAUCUAUAUAAAUGGUAUUCAAAUAAAACCUGUAGGGUUUGUAAAACAUGUUAUGAUAAAUUGGAUUGGUCACAACGUCAUUUCAAUGAUGUUUCCCUUUUGAAGUUAUUGGGCUUAAGAUUUGGUCCACUAAGAAGAUUCGCUUCGAUUUAUCCACAAUGGAGAAGAGCCACCAUCAUUUAUCUAUCACAAAUUAGAAUGAUUCAAUAUAAAUUUCCAACUCAUAGAUUACAACCAUUUGAAAAGUUGGUACUUUGGAGAAAUAGAGAAGACCUUAGAUGUCAUUCACUUUGGUUAAUGAAGUUAUUAUGUUCAAUUGAUUAUAAUAGAAUCACCACUAAACAAUUGAAAAGUUUACAACAUUGUCUUCAAGAGGAUAUUGGUGAUAAGAAGGAUUGUUAUUACUUAAUGUGUUCAAGUUCUUGUCAAUGUACAAUUUCACCAUUAAAUAUUAUACCAUUAUUAGAUAGAAAUAUAACUCAUCCAUUCAUUAGAACUUAUGCAACAAACAAAUUAAAAGGUUUAGGUGAUAAAUUAUUAUAUGUUUUACCACAAUUAACAUUUUUAUUAAGAUAUGAACCAAAUGUUAAAUCAGAUUUAGCAGAUUUUUUAUUUGAAUCGUCAAAGAAUGAUCAAACAAUUGCAUAUAAUUUUAUUUGGGAAUUAAAGAAUUGUCAAGGUGGUGAAUAUGAUUUAAGAUAUGAAGCAUUGAAAUUAGAAUUUACAAAUUAUAUGACAAGAGAAGCACCACAACAAAUGCAAAGUUAUCAACUUGGUUUCGAAUUAUCACAUAUUUUACAACAACAUCGUCCAAUAAGAGAAGGUAUAGAGUUUUUACCAAAUAGAGAGUAUCUAGAGACAAAGUUAACUAAUCUUUGUGAGACUCAAGGCUCACUCUUAAAGUUACCAACAAAUCCAGCAUACACUAUUAAAUAUUUUAAGGUUAAAGAAUCGAUUGUUUUCAAAUCUGCAACCAAACCACUCUAUUUAGUUUGUCAUUGUGUCAAUGAUAGAACAGGUAAAGAAAAAGAUUUUGGUUUAAUCUUCAAACAUGAUGAUCUUAGAAAAGAUCAAAUCAUUCUAAAUCUAAUUUAUUUAAUGAAUGAAUUGAUCAUUCAAUGUAAUGAACUUCGUAAAUUAAAAGAAAGUAGUGGAAAGAAAAAACAUAAGGAACCAUUCAUGCAACCAAUAGUUUAUCGUGUUUUACCAACUGGUGUAAACUAUGGAUUCAUUGAACCAGUAAAGAAAUCAAAAACCUUAAAGGAUGUACUCGUCGAAUAUAACAGAAUAACUUCAUUCUUGGGUAGUAGCCAAACACUCACCUAUGAUCAAGCAUCCAAAAACUUUUCAAGAUCAUUGGCAACUUGGAAUAUUAUCACUCAUUUGUUGGGUGUUGGUGAUAGACAUAAUCAAAAUGUAAUGUUUACAGAAGAGAUGAAAAUCUUUCACAUUGAUUAUGGUUUCAUCCUUGGUAUGGAUCCAAAAUUCUUUUCAUCAGUGAUUAGAAACGAUACAGCAUUUGAAGAUCAAUUCUUGGAUAAUGAAAAGAAGAAAGAAGAUUUCUAUAACCUUUGUAUUAGACUAUUCCUUCAAUUAAGAAAACAUCACUCUUUCUUCCUUUAUCAAAUUACUUUUCUAACUCGUUUAGAUCCAAAAGUAGCUGGUUUAAUCGAUGAAGCCUACAUUGAAGACAUCAUUGGCGGUAGGUUCUUACCAGGUGUACCAAAGAAAGAAGCAACCGAUUAUCUAAGAGGUAUGCUAAAGAAUCCAAUCACUUCAUUUGCAAUCUCCUUUUUUGACUCUGCUAGAGAUUAUAGAGAUCAAUUCUUAAAGAUUCAAGAGAAAACUUCUAAAUCAGUCACUGACCUUGGUUAUAAUAUUUUCGAAAAGAUUGUUAGUGCAACAAAAUCUGUCUCUCAACAAAAUUUUACAAUUGAUCCAUCAUUGGAUACCUCUCCAAAUGUAAUAAAUAGUGGUAGUAUUCAUAAUCAUUCCGUUAUUAAUGAUGAAGAAAGUUUAAGUUAUAGUUUAUCAAGUAGUGUAAACUCUAGUAAAUUUAGAGCUGAAUCAAUUUCAUUUACAACUCCUCAAUUAUCAAAUACUUAUCCAAUCAAUAACCAAGAAAUUAACAAUAAUAAUAAUAACAAUCAAAAUUAUUAUAAUAACGAUAAUGUGGAUCAAUCACCAUUGGUUGCAUCUUUAAAUAGAUUCACUUUUAAUGAUAAUAAUUCGAAUUAA